Messenger RNA from Salvia hispanica, 1668 nucleotides. Lineage: Eukaryota; Viridiplantae; Streptophyta; Magnoliopsida; Lamiales; Lamiaceae. The record is from RefSeq and is a predicted model, not a curated record.
AUGGAAAUGCUCGAUUCACUUGAUCUAUCUCACAACCAAAUAUCUGGCGAGAUACCUACAAGUUUGGCAGAAAUACACACUCUCGGUGUUCUUGAUUUGGCGAACAAUGGAGACGCAGAAGUAAGAUGCAUAGAAAGUGAGAGAGAUGCUCUUCUUAGCUUCAAGAAUGGCCUCAUCGAUGAGCGUGGUGUUCUCUCAUCGUGGCAAAGUGACGAAUGCUGUGAAUGGCGUGGUGUUAAGUGCAGCAACACCACUGGCCAUGUCAUCGCCCUCAAAUGUGAUCAUUUUGGAUUGCGAGGAAAUGCAAAAUUGAGAUGCAUGGAGAGGGAGAGAGAAGCUCUUUUAAGCUUCAAGAAUGGCCUCAUCGAUGAAGAUGGUAUUCUUUCAUCAUGGCAAAGUGACGAAUGCUGCGAAUGGCACGGUGUUGAGUGCAGCAACACCACUGGCCAUGUCAUCGCCCUCAAAUGUGAUCAUUGUGGAUUGCAAGGCGAGUUAGGUAAUCUUACCAAUCUACUCUCGCUUGACCUUCGUGAGAAUGAUUUUGGAGGGAACCUUACCAAUCUACGCUCACUUGAUCUCUCACAAAACACUUUGAGUUCCAUAGCUCCUUUUACACUUGGUUCUCUAUUUGAAUCACUAGAAUUACUGGACUUGUCUAAUAAUCAAGUCAGUGGAUUGGUGCCACGUGUGAGAGGAUUUCCUUCAUUGACAUAUCUGAAUCUUGGGGGAAAUAACUUUACAGGUUCUAUUCCUCUGAAUAUUGGCCAACUAUCCAUGCUUCAAUAUCUAGAUCUUUCUAAUAAUGAUUUGGAUGGUUUAGUUCCUCUAAGCAUUGGCCAACUAUCCAACCUUCAACGUCUCUAUCUUUCUCAUAAUUCUUUGGAAGGUAUAGUGUCUAAAUUCCACUUUUCCAAGCUUCACAAGUUAGAGGUACUAGAUAUAUCCUUCAAUUCAUUGAUCUUGGAUAUUGCCCCUAAUUGGAGACCUCCUUUCCAGUUGAGUUAUAUAUCUUUAGGCAGGUGCAAUGUGGGCUCAUAUAUCCCAAAAUGGCUCCGAACUCAGGGGAACUUGACAUACCUUAAUCUCAAUGAUGCCAAUAUAUCAUAUGAAGCCCCAAGGUGGUUGUGGAGUACAUUUCCUCUGUUAGAAGGCUUAUUUCUAUCCCGCAAUCAUUUAAGUGGUACAAUUCCGAAUCUUUCAAACACUUCCAUUUGGUAUAUGGAUCUUAGUUACAAUCAAUUCUCAGGUCCUUUACCAUUAUUUCCCUAUGAUCUCUUUGCAAUAAACUUGAGUGGAAAUAAGUUAUCUGCUUCAAUUUCAUCUCUCUGCAACACUCCCCAUUUUGAUCUUGAAUUCUUUGACCUCUCAAAUAAUCAGUUGGCUGGAGAGGUUCCCAAUUGCUGGGAGAAAAUGCCUACCAUGAUGUACCUCAAUCUAGCAAACAACAGUUUUUCGGGCGAAAUUCCCGACUCAUUUGGCUCUUUACCUAACCUCCGUGAACUACAAAUGCAUGGUAAUAAUUUAUCUGGUGAAUUGCCUGAUAGUUUGAGACUUUUCCAAGAAAUGAGUUUACUUGAUUUUGGAGGGAAAAAGUUAACAGGAGAGAUCCCCACUUGGAUUGGUCUGAUGAAUAAGAUGACUAAAUUCGUUGAAUCUAUCAAGAAAUAG